AUGAAAGCAAUCACCACUCACCGGUUUCUGCCUCAUCGUAUACUGAGCUUUGCUCUCGGCAGACCGCUUGGGGUGGGUGCGCGAGUCAAGGAUGUCCCCAUUCCAAGCAUCAUAGAUAAUGAGGUGCUGGUCAAAGUGCAUGCCGUUGCCCUGAAUCCAAUUGAUUUCAAGAACAUCGAUUUCAUUUCUCCCCGGAAUUCUGCAAUUGGCUGUGACUAUGCGGGCGAGGUGGUUAGGGUCGGAAAAACAUCGGGACAGCGCUGGAAGGUCGGAGACAGAAUCGCUGGCUUCGUUCAUGGUGGCCUGUAUCCCGAUGUUGGCUCAUUCGCAGAGUACCUUAAAGUUGACGGAGACUUGGCCUGGAAGGUGCCCGAAGCAAUGAGCUUAGGCGAAGCCAGCACCUACGGAGUUCCGGCAGCCACCGCGAUGCUGAGCCUCGCGUACCUCGACAUUCCCUGGGCAGAUAUUGAGAACGGACGCACCUUUGAAGGUGAUCAACCAACCAUUCUCAUUUACUCGGGAGGAUCGAACGUUGGUCUCUUUGCCACGCAAUUAGCGAAGAGAGCAGGAUACAAGGUGGUGGCGACGGCCUCGCCCCGUUCUUUCCACCUUGCAAAACAAUACGGUGCAGAUGCAGUAUACGAUUAUCGGUCCUCAUCAUCCAUCGGAGAAAUCAAGAAUGCGUUUCCAAACAUUACGAGAGCUCUGGACUGCUUUUCUGAAGGCAGUUCGGCCGCCUUUUGUGCUGAUGUACUACAAGAGGGCAAAGUAGUCACGCUUCUUGACCAAGGAAAGCCGAACAAGCCAAACGUGUCCUACAGAUCCCUCAUGGUUUUUACUGUCUUCGGUCGAGAGUUUCAGAUGAUGGCGCCCCUCGGCCCCGUGUUCCCGGUGAUCCCGUCAGAUGGCGACGUCAUCCGUCAGUUUUAUGCUACUUUGUCAACACUGAGCCUCGACGUUAUCAGACCUCCACCCGUCACAACAGUUAAGGGCGGUUUCAAAGGAGAUCUUUGA
Molecule: messenger RNA, 1014 nt
Organism: Aspergillus niger
Lineage: Eukaryota; Fungi; Ascomycota; Eurotiomycetes; Eurotiales; Aspergillaceae
Exons: 1
Coding region: 1-1014 (337 amino acids)
Molecular function (GO): oxidoreductase activity, acting on NAD(P)H
Source: RefSeq, a predicted model, not a curated record